Messenger RNA from Drosophila suzukii, 1640 nucleotides. It is a transcript of the gene Rab11, whose product is annotated as RAS oncogene family member Rab11. Gene Ontology annotation, molecular function: GTP binding; GTPase activity. The record is from RefSeq and is a predicted model, not a curated record. Gene Ontology annotation, cellular component: recycling endosome; Golgi apparatus. Gene Ontology annotation, biological process: exocytosis. Lineage: Eukaryota; Metazoa; Arthropoda; Insecta; Diptera; Drosophilidae.
GCGAUUAUAUCUGGUAUAUUCCGACAAACCGCACGGUAUCGAUAAUUGCGCGGUCACACUGCUAGCGUCUCGUUGGAAAAUAUAACGUGACGUGAUUGGGAGUGACUAAGUUUCGUUGUAAAGUGUGUGAGCCUACGACAAACGCAUUAAAGAAAUCGGCGGCGCAGGGAUUAUUGGAUUUCGUUUAGCACCCGCACACGAAACAAAAAGGACGGAACUGGAUUAGCCAAGGAUAUCGUCGAAUCGAGCGAUAGCAAAACAAAUUGGAGAAAAUGGGUGCAAGAGAAGACGAGUACGAUUAUCUGUUCAAAGUUGUCCUUAUCGGUGACUCCGGUGUUGGUAAAAGUAAUUUGCUCUCACGUUUCACGCGCAAUGAAUUCAAUUUGGAGUCCAAGUCGACGAUUGGCGUUGAGUUUGCAACACGCAGCAUAGAGGUCGAUGGAAAAACAAUUAAAGCGCAAAUCUGGGAUACGGCCGGCCAGGAGCGUUACCGCGCCAUCACCUCUGCCUACUACCGCGGUGCUGUGGGAGCCCUGCUCGUCUAUGACAUUGCCAAGCAUCUGACCUACGAGAACGUGGAGCGGUGGCUGCGGGAGCUGCGCGACCACGCCGACCAGAACAUCGUCAUCAUGCUGGUGGGCAACAAGUCCGACUUGCGGCACUUGCGCUCCGUGCCCACGGACGAGGCGAAGCUGUUUGCCGAGCGCAACGGCUUGAGUUUCAUAGAAACCUCGGCCCUCGACUCGACGAACGUUGAAACGGCAUUCCAGAACAUACUCACAGAGAUCUAUCGCAUUGUGUCGCAGAAACAGAUCAGAGAUCCGCCGGAAGGCGAUGUCAUUCGCCCGUCGAACGUGGAGCCCAUCGACGUGAAGCCGACUGUUACCGCCGAUGUGCGCAAGCAGUGCUGUCAGUGACCGCCCCAAGCAACUUUCGCUAUUCCCCGCAACCGCCAGAACAGCAACAUAAACAGAAGCAACAACAAUUACAACUACAACUACAACAACAACAGCAGCAGCAGCAACAACAACUAUAUCUUGAAGAUCAGAAGCAGCGGAUAUCUGAUGGAACGCAUAGGAUGUUUUUGUGUUUCUCAAUCACAGCCACUUGCAGUUUGUCAUAUGUGCAUAAAUUGAUAAAUCAAAUGAAAUCAACACCACCAGCAGCAGCAGCAGCAGCAACAGAAUCGAAAACAACAUCCGGCUGUAGUUAACUGCGGCUUAAACUGAAGUUUUAUAUAUAAAGAUCUAAAGAAUAUCGCAUAAAUCGAUCCGAUCGCCGUGGAAAGAAAGCAAGCAAAACUAAACACUCCAAAUUCAGUUUAAGCUGUAGAACUAUAAUUUAUAUAAAUAUACAUAUAUGCUAAUAUUAAAAAUAUUAAUAUUAUUAAUUUUUCGCAACAUAAAUAUAUAGUUGUAAUUUCUCGAGAAAAGCAACAACAAACAACCGGAAAUCUUCGAUUAUGAUGCAAAAAUUCAUUUCCACAACACUGCAGCGCGGACUUUUUUAGUUUUCACUACUACAUUUUCAACAAUUGGCCACUUGGUAAAAGCAAACAAAUUGUCUAAAACUAGCUGAUAAAGAUAAAUCAAACAAGAACAGUUGUAAAACUUUAAAUGCAUAAAUGAAACGAAAUAACA